Molecule: messenger RNA, 2934 nt
Organism: Bipolaris sorokiniana ND90Pr
Lineage: Eukaryota; Fungi; Ascomycota; Dothideomycetes; Pleosporales; Pleosporaceae
Product: carbohydrate-binding module family 18 protein
Exons: 9
Coding region: 1-2934 (977 amino acids)
Biological process (GO): carbohydrate metabolic process; chitin catabolic process
Cellular component (GO): extracellular region
Molecular function (GO): chitinase activity; chitin binding
Source: RefSeq, a predicted model, not a curated record
AUGAGUUCCCGCCAGCAUCCUGGAUUGAAGGUGGUGCACAUAACUGCGGAAGAUGUCGAUCCGACACUGAGCACAUACGGCCUUCCACUUCAACAAGAUCCUGUUGAUGCCAUUGACAUCAUCGGAUGGAGCAAACAAAUAAUCUUGGGGCAGAUUGGCACAUCCAAUAAUGCGACCAACAUAACUUUGACUAACAAAACGUGGACUAACGGCACCACACCAAAUAUCCGCAGGCAUUCUCAGCAUUCUCAACAUGCGAACCAACUAAUCUCGCCUUACCGUCUCGGUUUGCAAAAGCGUGUGGAUGGUCCCAUCCAAUGUGGCCCAGGCCAACCUUGCUUGGACGAAUCAUGCUGCAGUAAGGAGGGCAAGUGUGGAUACAAAGCAGCCCAAUGUGCACCGGAGAAUUGCAUAUCCAACUGCGAUGCAAAGGCCAUGUGUGGUAUCGACUCAGUUGGUGGAAAGACGAAGUGUGGGCUCAAGCUCUGCUGCUCUUACUACGGAUGGUGCGGAACAGAAGAUGUCCAUUGCAAGGACCCAGAGCCUUUGAUCGGCAAGACGCCAUGUCAGCAAGGUUUCGGAUCCUGCGAGAUCAAACAAUCGCCUUCGUGUGGCAAAGGAUCUGGCACGUCAAAAGGACGUCGGAUCGGGUACGCCUCGCCAGAUCAAUACACGUGGGCUACCUGGAUCGCGAUCGGAGGCUGGUCUUUUAACGAUCCUGGUACCCCAACAUACAAUGCCUACACUGACAUGGUAUCCACUGAAGCGAACCGACGAGCCUUUAUCCAAUCUCUUAUCAAGUUCAUGGACACGUACGGCUUUCAAGGCGCGGAUAUCGACUGGGAAUACCCUGCUGAGCCGAAGCGCGGAGGCCGUAAAGAGGAUACCGAUAACCUAGUUCUUCUCAUGAAAGAGAUGAAAGAGCAGUUUGGUGGGAGGUAUGGUAGCAGCCUUACACUCGCACCAGACUACUGGUACCUGCGCGGUUUCAAGCCAGCUGAGAUGCAGAAAUACGUCGAUUGGAUGGGAUUCAUGAGCUAUGAUUUGCAUGGUCCCUGGGAUACUGACGUUAAAACAUUGGGAUCAAGAGUGCGACCCCAGACCGACAUCACUGAGAUCGAGAAGAAUCUCAAACCCUUGUGGUUUGACGGUGUUGAUCCUGCGAAGAUUGUCAUGGGCCUUGCAUACUACGGGCGUACUUAUACACUAGCCGAUCCAAGCUGUGGUAAGAUGGGCUGCAGCUUCAUCCCGGAUAAAGGAGGUGCGGCUGGUUCUUGCACUAACUUCCCUGGUGUCCUCUCAAACCGUGAAAUUAAGAGGAUUGUUAAGGAUGAAGGGGUCACGCCAUACUUUAACCAGACAGCUAUGGUGAAAUAUUUUACCUACCAGGGCAACAGCUGGGUAGGCUACGACGACGCGGAGACUUAUGCUAUGAAAGAGGCUUUCGCGAAUUCGUACUGUCUCGGCGGCAUCAUGAUAUGGUCGAUUGACUUCGAUGACGAAACAGGUGUGGGAUUGGGAGAUGCGAACGGUUACAAAUCGCCAGAAUCUGCAACCAUCAUACCCAUGGUGCAUACAACCGCUCCACGUGGAGGGACGUUUACCCUCGACUCGGGGGCAGCCACCGAUGUUCCCCGUCUACCCAACAGCGGCAACCAAAACUCACUUCAAGGCCCAGGUGCUGAAAAAUGCGAACAGUGCAGUUUCUUCCUUCUCAUUACCUCCACAUGCUGUGGCACGGGCGGAUCGGUCGGCAAUCCAGUCUUGAUACCUGCCAAUGUCCCUACUCCAAUGGAUAUUCCUCUGCCCGCAGGAUUUACUCCUCCUCAAUCGUUCAAAGAUUCCAGCGGAAACACUGUUCCUACAAACGAACCGCUUCCAAAGGAGACUCCCUUCGUCAUUGGGCCUGGAUCGCCGCUGCGAGAGGGUGAGGGUGACGACCAAAGUUCGAAUUCAUCAAACCUAAAGGAUCCCAACCCACAGGUGCAAUGCUUCUUCCCUUGUACUUUUGUUCUGCCGCCUUACACGUCUUUCACCACCACUGUUGAUUAUCCACGUAUCACUGUGACAGAGAGUGGCACUGUCAAGACAACCUUAACUUUCCCACCUUUGACGGUGAACGAUGACCGUCGAACUUCGAUCGUUCAAAUCAGCUCAUCUACUACUUGGCCUUACGUCACAUACACCACAUCAGGCACACGACGUACGACACGGCCGGGACCAAACAGCAACACCCCAGGUGGAGGUGGAAGCGGCGGCGGAGGCGGCGAUGACGGAGGCGGUUGCAAGCUCCUCAUUUGCCCACCACCACCUAGGAUUUCCUUUCCCCACCUAACCAUCUCUCAUGGUCCUCCUAAACCAACCGUCACCCCUUGCGCAUGGCCGACACUCAACUGCCCGAAACCCGGCCCACCGCCAGGCCCCGGUCCAACAUCCGGCGGCGGCAUGUCCAUCAUCCCGCCUGGCGACAACCAAGAAGACGACCAAGAAGAAGAAGAUGAAGAAGAAGAGGAAGAGGAAGCCUGCGCCAUCAGAAAGCGAGCCACCAAAACCAUCGGCGUCACCGUCACUGCAACAAGCCGAACAACCGUCAUCGUCACACCAACCACAACCACAACAACAACAACAAAACAGCCGCCCCCACCCGCAAAAACACCCGACUUCAGCAGAGACAGAAAGCACUGCUACGACGGCGUCGGCCAAUGGACCCGCCGCGCACGCAUGAUCGACAGCGCAGACAAAUACUGCGACCAAUCCCUCAAAGGCAAGAAGCUGACCGAAAAAUGGAACGCGGGUGAAGUAAAACGCCAAUACGUUCGCGAGGUCUCAGAAAUCAUUGCGUUCGUCGAAGUCGUGCCUGGUUCGGGUUGCGAGUGGGAUGUUGAUGUGAAUACCUGGGAACAAGGAAGGACAGAAGACGCAGAAGACGGGUGA